Molecule: messenger RNA, 756 nt
Organism: Loa loa (African eye worm)
Lineage: Eukaryota; Metazoa; Nematoda; Chromadorea; Rhabditida; Onchocercidae
Exons: 3
Coding region: 1-756 (251 amino acids)
Source: RefSeq, a predicted model, not a curated record
AUGUGGUCAGACAAAAAGGUGAGCACAGCUCGAAAACUUCCUUUGCUAUUUUUAACAUUGCGCAAUCUGCUCUGUACGAUUUCAAUGGCUUCUGUCAAAAACCGGAUUGAUCGUCCCGGAGCCAAACAGCAAAGGAAUAAUACUACACAACGAAUUAGAAAGCGACGAUCUUGUCGGGAGAGGUGGUUGAGAAAAUAUUAUAACUUAAGUUUGUCGGGAUGGCUAGCUAAACCGCUUUCACCAUUGCAAUCUGAAGAUUCAGAGGAUGAAUCUAACAGCACUUCACCAUCUCCAAAUCAUUCAAUACAGAAUCUUAGGAUACAAAGGGAACCGCGAUCGAUGCAAUCGGCAGAAACACCAAAUGACACUCAGCUUGCUGUACCAAGCAUCCAACUACUCACCGAGGCAGUCUUGUCGCAGGUAGAGUCUGACAAAUCAUCAUUAAUUUUACCUGCUGAAAAAUCUGGUGAUCAAUUACCACCACACUAUCUUCCAAACAUGAUUCAACGUGUUCGACAAUCGCAGCUGUGCAUUGAUCCAAAAGAUUUUGUAGUUCCUUAUACUCCAAUAACGGUAGAAGAGAGGUUAGCUGGCACCGAUGAAAUUCAUAUAACAGUGAUCAACACAUGCGGAAUGACCAGUUUACCAUAUACCCUGCAUGACGAUGAUCCGUUUGAUACUAAAUAUCCGAAUCUUAAAACACUGCUACCUCCAAUAUCAACAUUCUUCAAUUUCAUUCGCAAAAGACAAUUUUGA